AUGAAGCUCUUUGCGUUAUUCUGGCUCUUGCCAGUUGCUAUGGCUUCAACUAGAGGACAUCAACCGCCGGUCAUACCCACCAUUGAAGGACCAAUCACAGGCGGCACUCAUGGACACCCCUUCUCUGCCUGGGUUGGCAAUAUCUCAGACAUUGGCUAUGUGGAGGAAGAGUACUUUAUUAGUGGUCAAGCAUUACGCUACAACGUAACUGGAAAUCUUACUAUCGAUGGGAAUUGGACUCUGGUCCCAAUCGACCCCGCCAAUUACAAGACGCGCAUUCUCGUUCGCCGACCUGCCAAAGAGUCCGACUUCAACGGUGAUGCCAUUCUUGAGUGGAUCAACGUCUCUGCAGGCUACGAUCUCAUGAUAUCUGACGGCCCUGGAGUGUACGACGCCGGUUACGCCUUUGUCGGUGUUUCUGCUCAAAUAGUGGGAAUCGUUGGCUACCAGAAUGUCACUGGAAUGGCGCCUCUGGGACUGACUGAAUGGGACCCGGAGCGCUAUGGCAGUUUAAACGUACCUGAUGACAGAUAUUCGUACGACAUUUACACGCAGGCAGCAAACCUACUCAAGUCGGGCCUGAUUCCUGGCUUGAAAGCCAAGCAUGUUAUUGGCACGGGCGAAUCACAGUCUGGUAUCCGACUGAACGCUUACGCCAACGGCGUCCAACCCAUUAGCAGCGCCUUUGAUGUUCUCAUCCCUGUUAUUUCUUUCGGCCAAGCUUCUGACUUCAGCCGACUGAUUGGUGCCCCAUACACCGGCACCACUGCCUUGGCACCAGCAGUGCCAACGCGCAUCCGCACAGAUCUGAAGAUACCUGUUCAUCAGAUCAACACGGAAUCGGAGGCUCUGUAUGUGUAUGUGCAAGGAUGUCGCCAGCCAGACACGACCUUGUACCGGUACUGGGAAAACACUGGUGGAGCCCACGCAAAUCUGCUGGUAUUACAAAGGACCGCAGCCUUAGCGAUAUCAGAUCAGCUCCCGAACACAAUUCCAGUCAACUCCGCCACGGCAGAUCCUGUCAGCUGGCUGCCACCACUGGAUGCCGCCUAUCGACACGCGUCUCGUUGGAUCCGCACAGGAAUUCCACCUCCAAAGUUCCCGCUAAUGGAGAUUGGACCUUCAGCAUCCAUGCCGCUUGGAGUUGAUUACAUCCGUGACAGCUAUAACAACACCAAGGGCGGUGCUCGACAGCCAGAGAUCACGGUGCCAAUUGCCGCUUAUAACGGAACAUUCAUAGGUGUGAGAACCAACUUCUCUGAUGCAACACUCAAGAGCUUGUACCCCACGAAUAAGGACUACGUGACGAAAAUGAAAGUCGCUUCAAGUGCGGCUGUGAAGAAAGGGCUGAUCUUGGGUUACCAAGCAACUAAUCUCGUGAAUGCUGCAAUUAAUGCCAAUGUACCCCCUUCUUAG
Trichoderma harzianum CBS 226.95 is the source of this 1416-nucleotide messenger RNA. RefSeq lists its product as hypothetical. The coding region runs from base 1 to 1416 and encodes 471 amino acids. The transcript has a single exon. NCBI's taxonomy places the organism in Eukaryota, Fungi, Ascomycota, Sordariomycetes, Hypocreales, Hypocreaceae. The record is from RefSeq and is a predicted model, not a curated record.